CGAAGCUCCCCAGGGACCCGCAGGUGUCCGCGGCACUCCAGGCCCCCGCCCCGCCGGCCUUUCGCCCCAGGGAGGUCAGCAUUUCCGCUUGCUAAGUGUGGAGCCGCAGCAGGCGGGGCCGGGGGCCAGGAGCCCGAAGCAGCUGCAGGGACGCGACCUGCAUGCAGAGCGCCGCCCCCGAGCCAUGGACAGCCGCCCGAUCAGCCCGGAGCCCGCGGUCCCCCGCGCGCCUGGCCCGUGCGUGAUCGCGCCGGUGCGCGCCGUGCUCCGCCUGCGCCGCCGCGUGUGCCUCCUGCGCAAGCGGCGCCUGCUGCUGCCCAGCGCGGGGCUGGCUGGAGCUGGGCCUGAUGAAGGGCCCGCGGCGCCGCGUGCAGGAACCGACCAGCCACGCUUCUUCACCUUCGACGACGCCGCGGAGCUGACCUCCCGGGCACCGCGCAAGAGGCGCAGGCGUAGCCGCGUGGUGCUGUACCCCGAGAGCUCGCGCAAGUACUUGCCGCGCGCCGAGCGCCGGAGCCGCGCGCAGCGCUGCCUGCUGCUGCUCGUGGCCAUUGUGGGCUUCCAGGUGCUCAACGCCAUCGAGAACCUGGACGACAAUGCGCAGCGCUACGACCUCGACGGGCUGGAGAAGGCUCUGCAGCGCGCCGUGUUUGGGCAGCCGGCCGCCGUGGGGCGCAUUGUGGCGCUGCUGCGGGACUACCUGGCCACGCACGUGCACAGCCGCCCACUGCUCCUGGCGCUACACGGGCCCAGUGGGGUGGGCAAGAGCCACGUGGGCCGCCUGCUAGCGCGUCACUUCCGCGCCGUGCUCGACGAUGGCGCGCUCGUGCUGCAGUACCAUGCGCGCCACCACUGUCCUGAGCCGCGCGCCGCGCAGGCCUGCCGCGAGGAGCUGGCGAGGCUCGUAGCCGACGUGGUAGCGCGGGCCGAGGCCGAGGAGAAGACACCGCUCCUCGUCCUGGACGAGGUGGAGGCCAUGCCGACGGCUCUGCUGGACGAGGUGCACGGCUUCCUACAGCCGCAGCGCUCACACCAGUUCCACAGCGCCAUCUACGUGCUCCUCAGCAGCACAGGCGGCGGCGAGAUCACGCGCUUUGUGCUACAGAACGCCACCCGCGCGCUGCCCCGGCGCCCCGACGGUGGUCCCGACAGCGUCCGGGGAGCCCGGGCGGAAGAGGAGCUGCACGCCAGCAUGCGGGUGCUUUUGGCCCGCGAGCACCCUCUGUGGAAGGCUGCGGCCAUCGUGCCCUUCCUGCUGCUGGACAAGUCGGACGUGGUCAACUGCUUCCGGGACGAGAUGGCCGGGGAGGGCUUUUUUCCUGAGCAGGCCCGCGCGGAGCGCCUGGCUGCGCAGCUCAGCUACUACCGCGUCGUCGGCCGUGAGUACUCCGUCACCGGCUGCAAGCAGGUGGUGGCCAAGGUGAACCUCUUGUAGCGUUGGUGCAGCUGGACACGGGGACCCUAGUGGGCACUGCAGGACAUUUGGCAUGGUGGUGGCAGCAGGAGAGACUCACCCCAGGCCACUGAGGCCUCUAAUAAACCUGUUUGUGGAUG
Molecule: messenger RNA, 1554 nt
Organism: Trichechus manatus latirostris (Florida manatee)
Lineage: Eukaryota; Metazoa; Chordata; Mammalia; Sirenia; Trichechidae
Gene: TOR4A
Product: torsin family 4 member A
Exons: 2
Coding region: 185-1435 (416 amino acids)
Cellular component (GO): nuclear envelope; endoplasmic reticulum lumen
Molecular function (GO): ATP hydrolysis activity; ATP binding
Source: RefSeq, a predicted model, not a curated record